Messenger RNA from Nezara viridula (southern green stink bug), 1423 nucleotides. The record is from the annotation of a GenBank genome assembly. Lineage: Eukaryota; Metazoa; Arthropoda; Insecta; Hemiptera; Pentatomidae.
AAAAAAUUUUAAUUGAAACAACUUCAACAAAAAUAAAUCUAUAUAAAAUAUUUGUUAAAGCUGCUAGUUAUAUUAGAAUUAUAUCUAAACAAUAAAUAUCUGUGAUGCCAAAAUAGGAUUCUGGAAUAAAACAUAUAUUAAGGUGCAACGAUAAUAGAAUAAGGCAGUACAGUUAUAUUCAAGCUUCUAUUUUUUUUGUUUUAAUUUUAAUCUAAAACUUUUAUUUUUAAGCAAAUAAUUCAGCAGUCAUUUAAAGCCAUCAGCAAAUAAUUUUAAGAGUUCAGCAGUCAUUAAAUUUUUGCAAGCAUCUAAAACACUUUUACUUUAUUGCUUAUUGCCCUACAAGGCAGGGUUAUUGUUCAUCUGAUCUUGUUUAAAUUCUCAGAAAAAUAUUGAGACAAAAAUUAUACUUAAAUAUUAAAUACCUAGGCAAGAGUGUAACCACCUAAAAAAUUUUAAAUAAAGUUAUUGCAAAUUAUAAAAAAGUUUGACUGUAUUUGUGUUGUGUUCCUGGUUUGUAAACAGUUAUUAUUUUUCAGAAAUAUGGCGGAUGUAGCUCCAGCCGGUGGCCGAGGAGGCUUUAGAGGAGGUUUCGGAAGUCGUGGCAGUGGACGUGGUGGACCACGAGGAAGAGGACGUGGGCGUGGCAGAGGCAGAGGACGUGGUAAGGAAGGAGAGAAGGAAUGGCAGCCAGUUACAAAGUUAGGUCGUCUGGUCAAGGAUGGAAAAAUAAGAACCCUGGAAGAUAUAUAUCUAUUCUCUUUACCCAUCAAGGUUAGAAUCAAUUCUUGCGGUGAAUGCUAGGUAACUACAAAUUUUGCAAAAGAGGGAAUUUGAAAUUAUUGAUUUUUUUAUUGGUCCUGUAUUGAAAGAUGAAGUUCUGAAGAUCAUGCCAGUUCAAAAACAGACUAGAGCCGGGCAGAGAACAAGAUUUAAGGCCUUUGUUGCUAUUGGAGACCACAAUGGACACAUUGGUUUGGGCGUGAAAUGUUCCAAAGAAGUGGCUACUGCUAUCCGUGGUGCUAUUAUCCUUGCUAAGCUCUCUGUCGUUCCAGUCAGGCGUGGUUAUUGGGGUAACAAGAUCGGAAAGCCCCACACUGUACCUUGCAAGGUUACAGGAAAGUGUGGUAGUGUGCAAGUGCGUCUUAUUCCAGCACCCAGAGGAACUGGCAUUGUAGGUGCCCCUGUACCCAAGAAGCUUCUGCAGAUGGCAGGUAUUGAAGAUUGUUAUACAUCUGCCACAGGAUCAACUGGCACUCUUGGAAACUUUGCAAAAGCUACGUUUGAAGCCAUAUCAAAAACAUAUGGUUAUCUGACGCCAGAUCUCUGGCGUGAUGUGCCAUUAUCUAGGGCACCGUACGCAGAAUUUUCAGAUCAUCUGCUGCGGAACCAUCAUGCCAAAGCUCUUCCUGUUGAUGAAUGA